AUGGCCAAGCGAAAGGCAUUCGAUGCACCUGUCUCGGGUGCUGCCCUCAAACGAGCGCGGGAAGCUGCUGCUGAGCCUGCAGUUCUCCAUGAAGAUGAUGUGGAGCAGAUUGCCCCAAAAGGACGAUCCUGGGUGUACAACCAUUUCCACCAGAGGCGUGAUGCAGAUGGUCAGGUGCCAGGCAGUACCUUCUACUGCAACACAUGCAGUUCGGGGCGUCGGGGAACGUCGGACGACCCCAAAGCCAUCAUUACCCUCAAAAAUGCAGCUAUGAACCCGUUGGAGCGUCACCUUGCGAAGCACGACAUUGGCAAGGACACUGUUGGGUCCAAGCCUGGUCAGCAGACCAUGCAUGCCCACAUGAAGCAUCCAAAAGUGAAGAACGAGGAGAUUUUGAAUGUGUUCGCCGAACAGGUGGUCAUCCGACAUGGCCAUCCUUUCAGCAUGUGUGAAGAAGAAGGCUUUAGGCAGUUUGUCUCGGUGCUAGAUGGGCGCUUUCAUUUUUGCAGCCGUGGCAAGAUGAGAGCGAAAGUGGUCCCUCGUGUUUUGGAUAAGAUCGAGGAGGACAGAUUGAAACCAGAUGUGGUGGCGAUGGUCCAUGAGGCCUCGCAGGACGAGAAAACAUGCAUCCAUUUUGCAGCAGACCUCUGGACAGCGUCUACAUCCGGUCACCACUUUAUGGGAACCAUUGUGACUUGGGUGUCUCCUUUCUUUGAGCUCCUCUGCCUUUGCCCAGACAUGGCCUUGUUUCCAGAAGCAAAGACUGCCACGAAUCAGCGGGAGCACCUUCAAGGAGUCAUUGACUUGUUGGGCCUUCCUGUGGGACGCGUUGGCACAUUGACGACGGAUGGAGAGGCCGCCAUCAAGAAGGCCUGCAAUGAAAUCAUGACCCAGUACAAGAAGGACACCAACUGCCGGCACUUGGGCGAACAUGUGCCAUGCGCAGCUCACAACCUGCAGCUGCCCCCGAAACAUCAAAUGUUUCCGCCUGCUUCCGAGACAUCUAAAUCGAAGUAUGAGGCCCAUGCAGAUGUCUUGGACUUGGUCAAGAUGUGUCGCUCCACGGUGCAGCACUUUCACCAGUCGGGCAAAGGCUGGAAGCAGCUUUUGGAGUUCGCGAAGAACAGUGGCGAGAGUCCGAACAAGCUCACCCAGGACACUGAGACAAGAUGGAACUCAACCCUGGACUUGAUGCUCAGUGUUUGUAUGCUUCGAAUGAACAAGCAGAAAAGCAUCCUCGAGUAUUGCAAAGCCCAUCCUUCCAAAUUGCCGAAAUGGACAGAGCUAUAUUUCCUGCGACUGCGCGAUUGUGUGGGCGUCCUCUCUCCUAUUGGAGCCGCCACAGAUGUCAUUCAAGGAAGCAAGUAUGUCACCUCGAGCUUGUACCUUCCUACACUUUCCGCUGUCCGGGCUUCGUUGCAGCCACAGACCCCCAUCUAUGUCAUGCAGCCUGAUGGUUCUGAGAGCCCGUGCUCGCAAGAAGUCUUAACAGACACUGCAAUCAGGCUGCGCCAGUCGCUGCUCCAGGAGUACAACAGCUACUAUGACGACCUUCCUGUCCAAAGCCGCUGCCUACUCAUUACUGCUGCCAUGUUUGACCCAGUCUUCAAGGAUUUGGGGUGGUUGCCAGGACAUGUGAAUGACCCCAAAGAUGAGACAGCAAUGGCAGCAAGAAGGAAAGUCAACGCAACCUUUGCGCAGCACUGUUUGGCAGUCUACAAGCAGAUGUUCGACUCUCCGCCUGACACUCAAGAUGUGUCGGAUGCUCCAAUAACCCCUACGAAGCACAAGUCAGACAAGCUUUUUGCCAGGUUCAGUCAUGCCAGCCCACCUGCUGAUGGAAAGAAGAAGCAAGAGAAGGAGCCAGUGCAAGGCGAGCAGCAGAAAACAGAAGCAUGGUCUUCCUUUCAGUCUGCCUUGAAGCAAGAAGCCUUCGCUUAUUUGCUUGCACCUCCUCCAAUGCACGAAACCUCACCGUUGGUCUGGUGGCGUAAGCAUGGCAGUGAGUUCCCGAAGCUCCUUGUGCCAGCUCGGUACUUCUUGGGCAUUCCAGCUAGCCAGGCUAGCACUGAGCGGCUCUUCAGUGUCGGUGGCAGACGUGAUGACCAAAGCCAUGGACGCCUUGAGCCAACGAUGCUUGGAAGGAUAGUCUCCGCCCAGCAGAAUCUGCCAGCCGUGCAGAUCUACCGGAACCGCAAAGCGGUGCUGUGA
Molecule: messenger RNA, 2211 nt
Organism: Durusdinium trenchii
Lineage: Eukaryota; Dinophyceae; Suessiales; Symbiodiniaceae
Source: the annotation of a GenBank genome assembly